Messenger RNA from Trichoplusia ni (cabbage looper), 7175 nucleotides. Its product is annotated as N-alpha-acetyltransferase 15, NatA auxiliary subunit-like. Bases 125 to 2668 code for a protein of 847 amino acids. NCBI's taxonomy places the organism in Eukaryota, Metazoa, Arthropoda, Insecta, Lepidoptera, Noctuidae. Gene Ontology annotation, biological process: N-terminal peptidyl-methionine acetylation. Gene Ontology annotation, cellular component: NatA complex; cytoplasm. The record is from RefSeq and is a predicted model, not a curated record. The transcript is spliced from 12 exons. Gene Ontology annotation, molecular function: protein binding; protein-N-terminal amino-acid acetyltransferase activity.
AUAGACGGUAGACCAUAGACAGUAAUCCUUCAUCGACUUCUUUGGUUUAUAGCCACGAGGUUUUUAGAAAUAUUUCAAUUUAUUAGUGAAAUAAUAAAAAGAUACUUCAUUUUAUUCGAACAAAAUGCCACCCAGUAAUCCUUUGCCACCUAAAGAAAAUGCGCUUUUCAAAAGAAUUUUGCGCUGUUACGAACAUAAACAAUAUAAAAAUGGGUUGAAAUUUGCCAAGCAAAUUCUUUCUAACCCCAAAUAUGCAGACCAUGGAGAAACAUUGGCUAUGAAAGGAUUAACUCUGAACUGUCUGGGUCGCAAAGAUGAAGCAUAUGAGUAUGUCCGCAGAGGACUGCGUAAUGACCUGAAGUCUCCCGUGUGCUGGCAUGUGUACGGACUUCUCCAGCGGUCUGACAAAAAGUAUGAUGAGGCCAUCAAGUGCUACCGUAAUGCUCUCAAGUGGGAGAAGGAAAAUAUUCAGAUUCUACGGGAUUUGUCACUGUUACAGAUUCAGAUGCGUGACUUGGAAGGGUAUAAAGAUACCCGUUACCAACUGUUUAUGUUGAGACCAACGCAAAGGGCGUCAUGGAUCGGUUUCGCCAUGAGUUACCAUCUCCUCGGCGACUAUGAGAUGGCGAACAGCAUCCUAGAUGCCUUCCGUACCAACCAGAUGAAGGGGCCUUAUGACUAUGAACAUUCAGAACUCCUGCUAUACCAGAACAUGGUGCUGGCGGAGUCUGGCCAGUACGAGAGGGCUCUCCAACACCUAAAUAAGUUCUCAUCUCAAAUUCUUGAUAAGUUAUCGAUUAAGGAGACCUCUGGCGAAUAUUAUUUGAAAUUGAAGAGGUUUAAGGAAGCGGAAGCUGUUUAUGAAGACUUAUUAAAAAGAAAUCCUGAAAAUGUGAUGUAUUAUGAGAAACUAAUAGAAGCUAAACAGCUAAGUAAUGCAGACGAAAAAGUGGCCUUCUUUGAUGUAUAUAAGAAAGAGUUCCCGCGCGCGAUAGCCCCGCGGCGGCUGCAGCUGACGGAGGCGCACGCGCAGCCCGUGUUCGAGAGGCUCGCCGACGACUACCUGCGACACGGCCUGCACAAGGGAAUACCACCGCUGUUUGUCGACCUCAGGUCAUUAUACGCAGACCAGAGUAAAGCAGAUACGAUAGAGAAGUUAAUACUGCAGUACAUUGAGAACUUGAGCUCAGUGGGCACGUUCAGUUCGGACGCCGGCGAGACCAAGCAGCCGGCCAGCGCGUUGCUGUGGGCCUACUACUACGCCGCGCAACACUUCGACUACAAGAAGGAUACUGAUCGCGCGCUCUUGUACAUAGAUGCCGCUAUCGAACACACGCCCACGCUCAUAGAACUGUUUAUUGUCAAAGGAAGGAUAUAUAAGCACGCGGGCGACCCGGUGUCGGCCUACCAGUGGCUGGAGGAGGCGCAGGCCAUGGACACGGCCGACCGCUACGUCAACAGCAAGUGCGCGCGCUACAUGCUGCGCGCCGGACACGUCAAGCGCGCAGAGGACAUGUGCGCCAAGUUCACGCGCGAGGGUGUCCCAGCUACAGAGAACCUUAACGAAAUGCAGUGCAUGUGGUUCCAAACGGAAGCGGCGGCAGCGUACCAACGGCAACAACAAUGGGGCGAGGCCCUCAAAAAAGCUCACGAAGUGGACCGGCACUUCUCCGAGAUAAUGGAGGACCAGUUCGACUUCCACUCAUACUGCAUGCGCAAGAUGACGCUGCGGUCGUACGUGGGGCUUUUGCGGCUUGAGGACGUUCUUCGUGCGCAUCCGUUCUACUUCCGCUGCGCACGCGUCGCUAUCUCCGUGUACCUGCGCCUCUACACGCAGCCGCUGCAGGACGCGCCGCAGACCGCCGAGCCCGACACAGGUACCCUCGCACUACACACCCGCGCCUCUACACGCAGCCGCUGCAGGACGCGCCGCAGACCGCCGAGCCCGACACAGGUACCCUCGCACUACACACCCGCGCCUCUACACGCAGCCGCUGCAGGACGCGCCGCAGACCGCCGAGCCCGACACAGGUACCCUCGCACUACACACCCGCGCCUCUACACGCAGCCGCUGCAGGACGCGCCGCAGACCGCCGAGCCCGACACAGGUACCCUCGCACUACACACCCGCGCCUCUACACGCAGCCGCUGCAGGACGCGCCGCAGACCGCCGAGCCCGACACAGGUACCCUCGCACUACACACCCGCGCCUCUACACGCAGCCGCUGCAGGACGCGCCGCAGACCGCCGAGCCCGACACAGGUACCCUCGCACUACACACCCGCGCCUCUACACGCAGCCGCUGCAGGACGCGCCGCAGACCGCCGAGCCCGACACAGGUACCCUCGCACUACACACCCGCGCCUCUACACGCAGCCGCUGCAGGACGCGCCGCAGACCGCCGAGCCCGACACAGGUACCCUCGCACUACACACCCGCGCCUCUACACGCAGCCGCUGCAGGACGCGCCGCAGACCGCCGAGCCCGACACAGGUACCCUCGCACUACACACCCGCGCCUCUACACGCAGCCGCUGCAGGACGCGCCGCAGACCGCCGAGCCCGACACAGGUAAGACAAAAUACAAUACAACAUCUUCUGCUAUGCUGAUUAUUAGUGAGAACAUAAGCGGAGCGGUGAGUAAACGUCACAGUAAUUCAGCUGUAUAGACAUAAUCUAUUUACUCGUUAAUAAUUAAUUAAUCAAGUUAAUAACUGCAUCUGCUGACUCGUUAUUCAAAAAGCCCUUUUUACAAUUAAUACACAAAGUCACAAUUCGUACAAGCAAGUCCUUACAUUAUUAGAAACUAAAACCUUGAAACAUUAGAACGGAAAGCGUGUUUCACGACGAACUUCUAAACCUAUAGGUACACGAUACUUUAACAUGAAUUCAGACACAUUCGUUUAUUAUUUUUUAAAGAUCACGAAUCGGUUCUAUUGUAAUAUUUAGAUAGUCGUCGCUACAAGCAUUGUUAAACGGUCACAACGACAGUAUAGAGACAACGAUUUAAAGUUACAUUAUUUUAUUUGAGGAAGUUUGACAGCAUACUACAGGUUGUAGAGAGGCACCUUUCAUGGAUAACUGCAUUUUAGUUCUUGGAAAUUCUAGUAAAGGUACAUGAUAUACUUGGAGAAAAAAAAUGUACGUACAAUGUUAUUUUUAGCAACUCUACCAACUUACAUGAAAUUUUUACUGCAUUCGGAUAAACGAGCGUGUUCUUUUUUAUGAAAAUGUACGAUUCUAACUACUACUGUAAUAAGCAAGACAGUAUUUGGAAGAGAAUUGCUAAUUUAUGAAUUUCGCUGAAGGUCCAACCUCGCUUUAAUAGCGCGUUCAAAUCUUAUUAAGAUCCUAUCCUUGCUUAAGAUUAUCUUAAGCAAGGAUACGAUAAAUUAGUACUAAAUUCUAGUUAUUAUUACUUCCAUAGCAUGCAAAGGUAGCAGAGGUCUAUUAUCCUAUCGAAAAUCAUAAGCGCGCCAAAAAGAUCACACUGCACAUAGUUGAUUUUCCGAUGGAAAAAUGUUCUAACAUUAGUUCAGCCUUAUCACCAUUUUACUUACGCACGAAAUUUUGUCAACCCCACAAACUACUUUUUUUCCAACUGCACCUAAGUUUGAUUUUCCAAUGUGGAUAUUGAACUCAUAGUUGUAAAUGAAAAUAAGUUCCUGUAUGUAAAACAGAUGCUGCGAAGUGUAAAAUAACAAUAAAAUUAUUGUUUACACUUCGCAUUGAUAUGGCCUACGGCGAUGCAGGUAUAAGUAAUGGCGUCUAUGUGCGAGCCGGAUGUUCCGAGGUGGACGAUGUGCCAACUGAUUUUCCGCGAUUGCAUAUUUACUUACGCUAUGUGACUAAAAUAAUGUAAUACUUUCCCUCACUGAGAAAGCUAGCUAGAAAAUACUAAAACUAGAUAGAAUUUAUAGAAAUUUGCAAUGCAAAAAUCAUAACCUAAAAUUGAAUUUCUCCACGCUUUGUCAUCAAUUCGUAAAGUUUUCGUGAAUUUCUAUAUGCCAUUGAUCCAUUUCUCUUCGCAAUACCCAACUCUCUUCAUAUUAUCAAUCUUCAAAAAGAAUUACCCUCCUUCUAGCAUAGAAGAGUAAUUACAUUUACUAAACUAUGUUUAGAAAUCAAUUCUCUGUCAGGAACUUUCUUUUUUUGUAGAUCAUCCUGUAUACACGCCGUUUCCAAUACACCUCAGCGUACAUUAUUACGAGUAAUUUAAUACACAGGUAUAACAAUCAAUUAUUUAUUCACUCCAACGAUAUCCUGUUCGAUAAAUAAUGAGAAUACAUGAGUCUAUAUUUAUCCGUUGGUAUAAAGUUCUACAUGAAGUACGAAAGGAUAUAUUUAGUUCACAGCGAAAUGAGUGGAUAACUUGCAUGAAUAUAAGUUCUGCAUUAGUUUACGUAAAUCCAUCGGAAAUACUAAAAUGGUACGCAAUAAGUAAAUUAAAACUACCCAAUUCACGAAUAGGUAUAUUUGUAACCCAAAAUAAAUUGCCACUCAAUUUGAAUCAUGAAAAUUCUAGCCAAAUUUAGCCUAUACAUGCAGUCUUAAAAAAAUCUACGGAGUGGCACCUACUACUAUGGAAUGUAAUAACAGUAUUUUCAAAGUUCAACUAACAUGGUAUUAAUUGAUCAUUAUAAAUCUGUAUAAUUCCAUUUAAUGAACACAAACAAGAAAUGCAAUGUGCAAUUAGACGACUUUAUCAUUAUUUUGUUUAAUCAUAUUGUGUUGAAUGUUAAUAGGUUUUGGUUCUUUGUCUUCUUUACGACACACAAUGAGAACAAGUAUUAUAAGUCAUGUUUUUAUAAAAAGCAGUGUGUAUAGGCCCAUAGGCAUUCGAUUUAAAAAUCAAAUGAAACUUUGAAGACUGAAUCUUAUACUUACGUCUUUUCAGUCUCGGAGGUGACAGGAAGAAGGUCUUAUUGCCAUCAGGUUACUACGUACCUCAUACAAUAAAAUAAAUAAACAAAAAUCGUUUUAUAAACAUUAUGUUCAAUAUAUUCAUUUGUGACGUUUCUAAGGUUAAAUUGUAUGUGACAAGGUCAGUCAUACACCUAUGUUAUAUAAUUAUCGUGUUUUCGGCAUGUGGACCCCUAUAAUUAAACUUUGUUUCAACGUAGGAAGUGAUUGCGUGUGUUUUGAAAUGCAUUUUUACUGGGACUUAGUCACUCAUGAUCAGAGUUCUUUGACGAAGUUUUUUAUAUCAAUCUUUGCUUUUGUUUUGUCUGCGUGGGUGUAGUCAACCGUCUUAAACCUCUUCUAAAUGAAUUUAAAUCUUUUCGAUACCAUUCCUUUUUAUUCGUCCUUGCACGAAAAGGUAUCAAACAGUAUACUCUAUAUGUAUAGUGGUAAUGAAAUAGGUGUUAAACAGUAGUUACUAUUAUUAUUUUUUUAGUAACCUUAUGCUUCUUGACCACCCAUUCAAGUUGUCCUAUGACUAGUACUUUCAUCUUAGAUAAUACGCCACACUCUGAUCACCUAGUAACGGAGUACCAGAAACGUUCAUAUAACGUACUAGAUUCAAGCUAUCAAAAGCUACGUAACACGUUAAUGUCAUCCGCAUGUAACUUACUAUCUCAGUCUGCUGUCGUACAUCCUUCUAAAAGAACCAUCUUCAUUUUGUUGAUAUAGAAGAUCUGUUAAGCCAUGACAAGGCUAUUGGUUCCGAUUUCAAAUAAAUGUUUUAAAAAAGGGGCUUGUGACUGUAAAUGAACAUAUCUCUUAAUACAAAAAUUCCGACAUAUCAAAUCAUAUCAAAAUCUUUAUUGCAAACGUUAAUGUACACAUACAGGUGGUAAGAUUUAAUAGAAACAAUUAUCGAAACAACUUUUAAGUUGCUUUUUCCUUGUAGUUUAUAUAUCAUAAGUUUAUUAUGCCGUAACAUAACUUAGAUUGACUUUCGUUCAUGGUUUUCACCACCCAUAACGUGGAAUCAUAUAAGGCAAAUCUAAAUGUGCCGAGUAAGACUUACUAAGUUGACUUUAUAUUGUUAAAGAAGUUUACUAUGUAUUACGUAGCAUAAAAACUUUAUUUAGCGCUCAAACUCAACGUCCUCAUCGCAUUCACUGCAAGAUAUCAAAAUGUAGAAUUAUUAUGCCAAUGUUUUUAUUAUGAGAGCGAAAUCCAUCUAAAACUGCUGAGUAGUAUAAUUUAUGAAUACACAGAAGUAUUUGACCACUUAACGGAAUUAAUUACGAGGUUCGAACUUAUUUGAAGACUUAAAAAUUAUGAACAAUGUCGAAAUUCAAUAAAUAUUCGGUUUUGUAUAAAGUCAGUUUGAAUAUAAGUCAUCGAUUUGUAGGAUAAAUACCGUAGUAUCCGUUUGGAGAAUGACUAUACAUCUUAUACAUGUGAUCGUAUGUAACCACUAAUUGUCAAGCAUCGUCAAUCAUUUUCCACAUGUGAUAAUUAUGCGGUUACGACUUCGUGCCAUUAAUAAAUAGUCUUACUAGCAUGACUAUAUUUGGUAUAAUUAUAAUUUUGUACAUAAUUACAGAUUUAUUUACCUAAAAAAAAAACUGUAUUUUAACUAAGGCUUGUAAACCAUAUGUAUGCCAUCAGUCUCCACACCGAAGUUAAUUAUAUCCUGCACUAUAAAAUACUUCGUUCCAUCACAUCUCUAAGUUAAAAUUUGAAUUGAGGAACUAUUAAUGUAGGGAGAUUUACAUACAGGAGAUUAAUACCUAAAUACGGAAACAUCAAUCCGUUCGAAAUUACCGUAAGACUCAAGCUAUUUACUUUUAAUGUGUACCUAAAGUACCGGCGGAUAGAUAUCUAAGGAUGUCUUAAUAUAAUUUUCGACACUUAAUUUUAAGUGUCGACUAAUACAUACAAGAUUCGAAUACGUGCGUAAGGUUGCAUUAGGUUCAACAUGCUGACUCCCGAAACUAUUCGGCUCUGUUCUUGAUUGAGUUCUCGAUUCGAUCCAGAAAUGGCACUACUGUACCGAACCAAUAUCGAGAAUCGUGCCACGAAUUGGCGCGGUUUUCGGCUUUCAAAGUACCAGCUCGACCUAAAUUCGAUUCAAGCAGAACAGCACAUACAGUCAGUAAGUCGACGCUGAGGGUAUGAGGUGAAUGGCGUGGAGAGUUCACAUACGCAAUAACCUGAUUAAGCUCGUGUGUUUUUUUUUCGUCUUUUUAAAAAACGACUCCCGAACUAAGGAAUUUAAUC